AUGAACACGUCGCCAAGGUUACGAGGUCAGCGUCGAUCGGACUAUGCUGCGUAUGCAGGUCGUCGACGACAGCCUGCAUCGUCGUUGUCGUGCGCGGUUGGCGCUGAACUGAAAGCCGCUGCUCAUGCAGAGCCUGUCUCUCCAGGUAACGAGAUACCGCGCACCACUGGCGAGGGUGAACGUACCGGUACGGCCGUGCAAGGUCCGACAACUUCUCGGAUUGAUGCACUUCUAACGAAGCAGGCGCUUUCGGACGAGUUACUGAUGUCAAAGCUUAGCGACCGUCUGCGGGAACUGGCACGGAGAGCUGCAGCCUCUCGUGACGAGCACCUUCGUCAGGCGCAGCUCUUGCAAACGCGAGCUGAACGUGAACAGAAACGAAAGCUAGUGCGCAGCCACGGUGAUGUGAGGCCCCUGAAACGAGACGCAGCUGGUUCGAGCGUGCUGCACACAACAGCACCACGGGGAACCGGCGAGCAGGCAAGCCCGCCUCGCUCCACGUUCCGGGACGCUGGCUCCAUGGACUGGAAGUCGAGCGCGGAGGAGCCAGCCCGACUGACUCUAGACGAGCAGGUUUUGCAACAUUUAACAAAAGGUCAUGAAUCGGGAGGAACCUCCACGUCUGCGGCUUUAGAGAAGCGCUGUCAGGCGUCCAUCGAGGCCCUCGAUACCACUGUUCUGGGUUUUUCUGAUGCUGAUGCUGCGUCGCAGCGCCUAGCGGAGGACCGCAUACUGCGUGAAGCCACCGAAAUCCAACAGCGCAACCUGGAGCUUGCGAAAGCGCGCCUGCCGAAGCAACCGGAACCGCCGCGCUCGAAGACACACCACGACUAUCUCUGUGAGGCGAUGAUCUGGCUAGCCACUGAUUAUCGAGAGCGCUUCAAGUGGCACGCUGCUUUUCGAGCACGACUCGCUCGCGCUAUCCACAGAUUUCAUGAAGAACGGAAGCAGCGGGACGCACGUGACUCCCAGGCACGAGAGGUCGCGCGUAUACGACGAGCUCGCCUGUUGAGUCGGCACGUUCAAAAGUUCUGGGAGUCACUCUUCCAUAUGAUGAUAUGGGAACAGCAGGCACAGGACGAGCGCCUUGCAAAGCGCAAACGACAACGGGCUUUGGAUUCCCUUGUUCACCAGACUGAAGACUACGUCAAGGUCCUGGCAGAAGAACUAGCGACUUGUGACUCGGAACAGAUGGUUGUGGAUGGAGAGCCAUAUUCUACCGCGGAACUUGCGACAGGAAGGGAAUCGGAUCGGGCAUCGCAAACGCAGCUCCCGGAGAUAACCGCAGAUACCGCAGCGAAUGGAACGAUACGCGAGUCGGAUACGCAGUCUCUGAUGCCGCGCGCUACCAACGAAGUGCACUUGUCGACGAGCCGAGCACGAAGGCCACUUCCUGGUUGCUUGAUGAGCAGCGCGGACGCAUCAGUUGAUGAUGUUGGUACUGGCGGUUACGGAACGCAGCGACAAAUUGGAUCGAUGCCAGGGACUGCGGAUUCGGUCUACUCCAGUGCGCAGCGACUGGGAGACGCCUCGCCCGAAGAUCGUGGUGAUGGUGAUGGCGGUACAGCACUGCUACCAACGAAACCGGAAGUAGCUGCGAACAUGUCCGAAAGGUUGCCAAAUACAUCGCUGGGAGCAGCCGCUGCACCCGAUGUUGAAGAGCAUUCGGGAAACGCAACCCAGACCAGCUGUGCUGCACUGUCCACGAAAGAGGCACUUGAGCGGCCGGCAUCGUUCCGCUCCGUGGACGACGCUUUGCGUAUUCUCUUUCGAGGCCGCUUGCGCCCCUAUCAACACGCCGGCCUACAAUGGCUCAUUGCCUUGAACGAGAAGGGUCUCAAUGGUAUGCUGGCAGACGACAUGGGCCUGGGCAAGACCAUCCAGACAAUAGCGCUGUUGGCUUGGCUGGCAACUGCAAAACAGGACUGGGGUCCGCAUCUGAUCGUGGUACCCACCUCUGUGGUCAUGAAUUGGAACAUUGAAUUCAAAAAGUUCGCCCCAGGCCUCAAGGUGCUUUGUUAUUUCGGGACGCCCACCGAACGAGCUGCCAAGCGCCGCGGCUGGACCAAACCCAAUGCUUUCCACGUUUGUGUCACGUCUUACCACAUGGUGGUGCAGGACGCCACCGUCUUUCGUCGACAGCAAUGGAGCUAUCUCGUGCUCGAUGAAGCGCAACACAUCAAGAACUUUCAGAGCCAAAAAUGGCAGACAUUGCUCACCUUCCAUUCGCGGCAUCGUUUACUGCUGACCGGAACGCCGCUGCAGAACUCGCUGAUAGAAUUGUGGUCGCUGUUACAUUUCCUCAUGCCAAAUGUUUUCCAAAGCCAUAGCGAAUUCCGGGAGUGGUUUCAGGAACCUAUCGAGACGCUCAUUCAAGCCGAUGCAAGCGUCCAGGAGAGCAUGGUUGAACGUCUGCACCGCGUUAUUCGUCCCUUUGUGCUUCGACGCCUGAAGCGCGACGUGGAGCGUGAGCUGCCCCCGAAAACCGAGGAAAUUGUCUGGUGUUCACUAAGCAAACGGCAACGAGAGCUCUACGAUGACUUUAUGAGUCGAGCAGCUACGCGGGAGAAGCUACUCAGCGGAAAUUACCUGUCUGUGAUGAAUGUGCUCAUCCAGCUGCGCAAGGUUUGUAACCAUCCGGACUUGUUUGCAGGGCGACCCAUCGACGAGCCCUACGCAAGUCAACGACCGCUGACGAUCUUCAUUCCGCACAUCAUACGAGCAGAAGCAGCGUCUGAGACGGCGCAGCGCCGGGCACCCCGCCUCGUCGAUGAAUCCAUGUCUCGCGAGGACGCUGCUCGGAUACGAGCCCUUACCGCCGCCGCGCGAAUGCUCGCAGAGACUUCAGCGUGUCCGACGACAUGCUCCGAUUCGCAGGCCAUAUCGCGGGCAUCGUUUGCGAGUCUCCUAGCUCGGAUCGACAGAGCCGAGCAAACGGAACGCAACCAGUUGCGUCUGGUAUCAUGUAGUCGACGCAUCGCGGAGCCAGUUAUAGGGGCGAGUAUUCGGCAACUCGUGCGGGUGCCUUUGCGCUCAGCACCUGCGCUGCAUCCAGUGGCCACGCUGGAGCGCCUUGUUGACCGAGCGUUAGCGCAGGCGUUGCCGUUUACGCUGGUGGUGCAUCGCGCGAUCGCACCGGUGCCGCAGCUCGUAAGCAAGGCAGCUUUUCGUUACCAGAGACGAACAGCUUGUGGGACCACAUCACCGCCUCUAGCGUAUUUGUUCGGUUUGUGGCGACCGUUGGCGAUUCGUCAGCAACUGCGCUUCCCGGAUGCGCGGCUGCUGCAGUGGGACUGCGGGAAACUCCAGCGCCUUGCUGUCCUGUUGAGAGAACUGGAACAAAAAGGGCAUCGAGUGCUCAUAUUUACUCAAAUGGUACGAAUGCUCGAUAUUCUUGAACAAUUUCUCUGCCUGCAUCGCUUUGCCUACAUUCGCAUGGACGGGAGCACGCCCACGGGUUUGCGUCUACGCCUCUGUGAGCGUUUCAACAACGAUCGGCGCUAUCUGGUGUUUCUCUCCACUACGCGUAGCGGAGGUGUCGGCUUGAACCUCACCGGUGCCGAUACGGUGCUCUUCUACGACUCGGACUGGAACCCCACGGUUGAUGCGCAGGCCCAAGACCGCUGUCAUCGCAUCGGACAGGAUCGGCCGGUGCGAAUCUACCGGCUCGUGACGGAAGGCACCGUGGAGGCUCCGAUACUUCGUCGAGCGCUGCAGAAGCAACGCCUGGAACAACUGGUACUCGCGGAUGGUCUCUUCACGACCGAGGUAUUGCAGCGGGUCCAUCCACUGGAACUGAUCGAGGGAGGUCCGGCGCCGCCUCCUGUGCACCCGAAUCCAUACGGAGGACUGGAGGCGUGCGGCCUCACCGAGCAGGAGUACAUACAGCUAGAGCGCACGAUACUCGAGGCUGAGGACGACGAGGAGCGACGGAUGCGCCAGGCCAUGGAGUUGGCAGCGUCUGCUGACGCCAGUCUGGAUGCAGUGGACUUUGCCGAAACGCCCGCCAUGGCCGCUACUCGUACGGACAAGCCCGCUGGGGACACUUCGACCUGGUGGCCUGUUUGGCACACUGCGUGGCGAAUCGCGCAGCAUCUCGGAGGACCUGUGGCAGCAGCAGCAGCAGUAGCAUGGGAUACAAGGCAGGCACCGGAACGUGUUGCCAACACGAACGACUCCAACCUCGACGAAGGUGCUGCAAACACAUCUUUGAAUGAUGAAGCCGAUCAGAACAGUGCAGCGCUACCUUUGGUGUAUCCACCUGUUCCGGAUCCGAACAGUUCGGGAACAAAAAACGGAUCCGGGGGUCUCGACUGGCGGCGUACGACUCGCGCGUACCAUAGCGAGAAGCGUAGCGGCGACACGGCGGCGGCGCUGGUGAUGGUGUACGGGCCGCCCGUCGAGACCCCCGUUGAUUUGAUCCUCGACCCCGAGGCUGGCACCGAAGACGCGGCGUUUUUUAUUCACUGCUAUUGGCGAAUGGCGCAUUCUGGAGCCCCAACUGCGCUCCAGCGCGGACGAGUAAGUGACGUGCAGCAAAUCGCUUCGCAUCUGCGCAACGACGACGCAUUUGUCGAUUCAUUGACUGCUGGCUUGGGGGCAGCAGCAGCAACAACAACAACAACAACAACUACGACUACUACACGAGUACCUGUUGCAGAAGCGCGUAACGCUGUCGAUCGCAUUCGGGCCCCCGAGGCGACUGCGACUGCCAAAUCCGGAGCUCGUGCCGACUCGAGUACCAUGCGGACAUUGCCGCUAGGCCCAACACGCCAGGUCUAUGUGAACCUACAGGCCUGGUUACGUCAUCGAGUGCAGUGGUCGUUCCAGGAAGAUGCCGCGCUGCUCCAGGCGUGGCAGCGCUACGGCUCCAAUCCUCGACUGUUGGGGGAUAUCCUCCAUGCGCAAGCAAGCGUCCGUCUUGGUCUAUUGCACCGUCGUACGGUCAGAGAGAUUGAGGAGCGGCUGCAGCUCUUGCUUGCGAAGAAGAUUACAGAACCGAGUGCCUUAGCGCAGUGGCAUGAGGCCGUCUCGCAGACGCGAGCGACCUCGAUGCGAAAACACCAUCGUCGCUCGAUUCAGCUGGCCCAGCGUCGCGUGCUGGGCAUGCGAGCUCGCUUGGACACCAAGCGAGUGCUCCGAACGUCACGCGGGGACGCUGGAAACAACGCUUUUCUGGACCCGGACAGGGCACGCGAGGCAUCCCCGCGAACGGUGACAGCAGACCGCGCAGCAGCGAAACGCGACGCUCUUCCAAAGCGUACGCAAACAAACGAGGGAGCCCGAACCCCCGCUGAUGCUGUUCCUGGAGCGGUGGCACCAGCUCCUGCCCAAGUCAUGGAUCCGCGAGUGUUGGUUCCACCGCCGGGCACCAGCGGCUGCGGCACUGCAGAGGCAACGGCCGCUGGGAGCCUUGUCCAUCGCCCGGGGGUGAAACUCGAAGAGGAACUUCGUCGGAGGCGUCCUUUUCGUCGCUACAUUGCCAGACUGGGUCCGCUGCUUGGUUUCGAGUUGCGAACCUCGAAUCGGGGCCUCGACAACGACUAA
This is a messenger RNA of Cyanidioschyzon merolae strain 10D, 5547 nucleotides long. RefSeq lists its product with no specific name. The record is from RefSeq and is a predicted model, not a curated record. Lineage: Eukaryota; Rhodophyta; Bangiophyceae; Cyanidiales; Cyanidiaceae. Bases 1 to 5547 code for a protein of 1848 amino acids. The transcript has a single exon. Gene Ontology annotation, cellular component: Swr1 complex. Gene Ontology annotation, molecular function: histone binding; ATP hydrolysis activity; ATP binding.